AUGGCCCGCCGCGGGAUCCACCUGGACAUCAUCAAUCCGACCAUUGGGCGGAGUGUCUCGCCCGAGUCGCUUGCCCGCUGGAUGGAUCUAUAUACCACGACCCGGGAUGUUGUUCGCGAUCCCGCCACGUACGAGCAACGUGGCCGACCCUUGGCCGUGACACACGAGGAGGCCGAUUUUAUCCUGGCGGCUCUCGAGUUGGAACCCACGUUAUAUAUCGAUGAGCUCCAAUCUCAUAUUCAGGCGAUGACUGGGAUGGUUCAUCCUCUGGCGACAAUCACGGACGAGUUGCGUGUUCGACUUCAACUUACGAAGAAGACCGCGCGCACAGUGCAUCCAUCGCAAUGCCCGGUCCAAAGGGCUCAUUUCACCUCUCGAGUGGGGGCAUUUCCCCCGAGCUACUUGGUCUUCAUGGAUGAGUGUGCGGUUUCGCUUGGGACUCACUCUCGCGACCGGGCUUGGGCCAUUCGGGGUCGCCGCACGCAAAGGAUUCCCAAGCCACUCACAUCAGCGCGGGUGAGUGUCUUGCCGGCGGUGUCUUUGACUGGUAUGCUUGGCGUGAUUGCGCACGAAGGUUCAAUGCUCCGCGCGGACGUGGAGUACUUCUUAGAAGAGGUCUUGAUGCCCGUGAUGGGGAGAUUCCCCGGUCCCAACAGCGUGCUUGUCUUAGACAAUGCCCAGGUUCACCAUGGAGGCCGGGUCCGAGAGAUUUGCGAGGUCAACGGGGUGCUCAUGAUCUACUUGCCGCCAUACUCUCCGGACUUCAACCCGAUAGAGAAGGUUUUCUCUGUCUUGAAGAGCGGCUUGAAACGCGCUCAGAUUUUGACCGGCACCGACGAUGACCCCGAGAUAAUCAUGGAUUUCUUGGCGACGCUCGUGACCCCUCGCCUAAUGGAAGGGCUUUUUUAUGGCAGCGGGUAUUCUGCUUAG
Messenger RNA from Puccinia graminis f. sp. tritici CRL 75-36-700-3, 930 nucleotides. RefSeq lists its product as uncharacterized. Lineage: Eukaryota; Fungi; Basidiomycota; Pucciniomycetes; Pucciniales; Pucciniaceae. Gene Ontology annotation, molecular function: nucleic acid binding. The coding region runs from base 1 to 930 and encodes 309 amino acids. The record is from RefSeq and is a predicted model, not a curated record. The transcript has 3 exons.